AUGCAUGGCUCUUUCGGCAAAGAGUCGCAAACGAUGCCCUCCGAACACCUGGUCGAAUUCGGAUGCUAUAUAGACCUUGCCGUAGCAUGGGAGCACUGCUGCGGUCGACUUACUAAUCUUCCCUACUCGUGGGACGGUGUCGGAUACCCAGUUCUGGUCGGAAACGAAGGUGGUAAAGCAGGCCUCGACCGAUCAUCAACCAGCGACUGCGGAAGGACUUCAGCGGGCAACCAGGUUGAAGCCCUUUUAGAUGCUACUGGAACCGAAAAUGUGAAUGUUGAAAGCGAAGAUAUAUCGACAUCCACUUCGGAAUCAAUGAUAUUUACCCCGAAAUCUAGCUUGAGUAGAUCCCCUAUAGGCAGACUAAGAACAAAUUCGAAAGGUGGUGCUGAACAAAAAACUGACACCACGAACUGGGAAAUUGAUAAAGUGGAGGGAGAUACCAGAGCAUGGACGCAAGUAAGCAAGCGCAAGAGAGGAAACCUGUCACCGGAUUUCACGAGCGACGAAAUGUUAACGGAGGGAAAUGCCUUCAGGAAGACUCUGGGUUUGAUGCUGAAACAAGUUAAACUACUGGACAAAUUAGUGGACGACUGCUACAAGCCAAAAAAGGAGCUAACAGAGAUCAGUAAUAAACUGAAGUUUUACGCGGAAAAGAUGCAGAAAGAAGGUCAAAAGAGAUGGUUAGACAAAGCUGUUGGCGGUCAAGAUCUAGAGCAGGUAUUACGAUCAGAAAACCAAGAACUGCGCAAACAAGUAGAGAACCUCUGGACAGACGAUCUGAAUAAAGAACACCGAAUCGAGACAACUUCGAUGGGAACGCAGGCGGAUCCAGGAGACAUUGAUAAGGAAUUGGAGAACAUGAACAAUAAGAUAAAUGAAAAAAUUAUGACAAUACUGGAUGCGGAUAAGGAUCUCGAUCGCUUGAAGGAAAUCAUCGACGAAAACUGGCCAGACGAUAGUUUCAAAGCAACGAGAAGAGAAAUACUCAGAUCUUACAACGUGGAACUAGAGGAAGACUCAGUAGUAGUCGUGGACUCGAAUGUUAGAGGGGAUGAAGGUUCUGUGGAAAUACUGAAAAAUCAUUUUCCAUAUAUAGUCCCGAUCAUACAGGAGGGUUUUCAGGAAGAAAGCAUGGAAUACGUGAGAUUUCAGAUUGAAAUGAGGACUAGCCGGACCAAAGAUGAGCAGCCACAGCGAAACAAUACCACCUAUAUUUUACCCAUAGAAAGUGAUGUUGAGGACGUGGUGCCCAUAUAUAAGCUAUGCACACAGCUUAGAGACGAAGCGCAAAAACAACAGAAGAAAGAGCUGAAAGUUUUCACUAUUGGAAAACUGACACUGACUUACCUUAGGAAAUGUCUGGAGUAUAUCUUCCGAGACUAUGAUAUAAAACUAACGAUAUAUAUGGAGGGCCAAGUCAAUGCACCCAGAAGAAAAUCGGGAAUAGAGAGUCGAAAACGAACGAAGCCUAUAGUAGAGAGGGAAAAAAUAAUAGUGAAGGCACCAGAAGGAAAGAGCUAUGCAGAACUUCUAAGAAUGGUGAAGAACUCGGUGUUUGAUGAACCAAUUUUCGAUCAUUCACUAAUUAGCCUACAUGAGCAUACAUACAAACCAUAUGGUUCACCAUCAUUCAAGAAUUCUGAUGAAAUCAGGAUAGCUGUCAACUUUCAAGAUUUGAUACUCGAUAUUUCUGAUAGCUACAUAUAUAUUGAGGGGAAAUUCACACCAGAUGAUGCAACGAAAUCCUGCUAUCUAUCUAACAAUACCUUAGCCUUCCUCUUCGAUGAAAUUCGUUAUGAAAUGGGUGGCGAACAAGUAUGUAUGAUUCGAAAACCAGGCAUUACUACCACAAUGAAGAGCAUGAUCUCUUAUGGAGAUUCUAACGCUAAAUUUCUUGAAACAGUCGGAUGGGGAAUUGAUAGCGAAAAUCAGCCAAUUCUAGACAAAUCUAGUCACAUAUUCAGUGGAAAACUACCGCUAAAAUAUUUAAUGGGGUUCGCUGAGGAUUAUAAUAAAGGUAUAUUGAAUGUGAAACAGGAGCUGAUACUCAUCAUAGCUCGAUCAUUCAAAAACUGCUAUAUAGGAGAAGUUGAUGCCAGUGUGGAGAUUAACAAAAUCGAAUGGAAGAUAGGACAUAUUAUGCCAUCGGAUAAGCAGAGGUUGAAAUUACUGAACCGUCUCAAUAAAAGUUCUACAGCAAAAGUGAAAAUUGCAUACAGGAUGUGGGAUCUGUAUGAAUUACCGUCAAUUCGUGAAACAUCUUCAGACAUUUGGGCUGUUAAAACCACCAAUAGUCUCGAGCGACCAAGGUACAUUAUCAUAGGCUUCCAAAAUUCUGGUAACACAGAUAAUAGAUCCAAGGAUACCACCCAAUUCAUUCAUGCGGGAGUCAACAAUAUUCGACUGUAUUUGAAUUCGGAAGUUUACCCUUAUGAACGGUGGAAUUUGGAUUUUGGAAAAAAGUUAGAUGCUGUAGCCUAUUAUGCAUACGAUAAUUUCCAACGAAGCUAUUAUGGUAAAGACAUGAGCGAACCAAUGAUGAGUAUUGAGGAGUUUAGAAAAAAUCCGUUAUUCAUCAUAGACUGCAGCCAUCAACCGGACACAUUGAAAUCUUCAACUGUCGAUAUCAAGUUGGAGUUUGAGACACGCCAAUCGAAAUUUCCAUCUAAUACCAAGGCAUCAAAGGCGGAUGAAGGAUCUUUCAAGAUGCAUACGAAGGAAGAAUACCAACAAGUAUUCGGGCGCAGGGACUCACUGAAGCGCUCCCCCAUCGGGAAGAAACGAACGGAUGAAAGGCAUGAACAGGAAGUAAAGGGAUGGGAAGACGAAAAUUUGUUCUCUUGCUUUGCAGAAAAUAUCUUUGAAAAAGAAGAUCAUUUUGUGGAAGACGCAUCAAAAGACCUAGGCUCACAAAUCAGAGCAUCAGAAACUGAAAGGUUGAAAAGAAAAAGGAUAGAAGGUACUCCAGAUAAGAAACGAGCAGAUGAGAAGGGGUUCAUAGAGAUUAAAAAAGAAACCGAGAAAAUGAACCUGAAGUUCGGUAAACUCAAUAAAAUAGUCUCAGAAAGCACAAAUAUCAAAAAAGAGAUCAAAACAAUAUGUUGUCAGCUAGAAUUGAUACUUGAUACACUGAAUAAGAAAGUAGAAGAAUAUGGAGAAGAGGACUGGGAUGAUCAAGAAACAAAACAACACAUAUCACAGAAAAAAUAUAAAGAUAGUGAAACACAAACAUGCGUUCCAGCUACAAGAGAAAUAUCAUGAUUGGUUAAUCCUGAGGCAUCAAAGGCGGAUGAAGGAUCUUUCAAGAUGCAUACGAAGGAAGAAUACCAACAAGUAUUCGGGCGCAGGGACUCACUGAAGCGCUCCCCCAUCGGGAAGAAACGAACGGAUGAAAGGCAUGAACAGGAAGUAAAGGGAUGGGAAGAUGAAAAUUUGUUCUCUUGCUUGGCAGAAAAUAUCUUUGAAAAAGAAGAUCAUUUUGUGGAAGACGCAUCAAAAGACCUAGGCUCACAAAUCAGAGCAUCAGAAACUAAAAGGUUGAAGAGAAAAAGGAUAGAUGGUACUCCAGAUAAGAAACGAGCAGAUGAGAAGGGGUUCAUAGAGAUUAAAAAAGAAACCGAGAAAAUGAACCUGAAGUUCGGUAAACUCAAUAAAAUAGUCUCAGAAAGCACAAAUAUCAAAAAAGAGAUCAAAACAAUAUGUUGUCAGCUAGAAUUGAUACUUGAUACACUGAAUAAGAAAGUAGAAGAAUAUGGAGAAGAGGACUGGGAUGAUCAAGAAACAAAACAACACAUAUCACAGAAAAAAUAUAAAGAUAGUGAAACACAAACAUGCGUUCCAGCUACAAGAGAAAUAUCAUACCAACUCUUGCUUUUUUCCGAUCCCGACGCUAUUAGGUCUCGAGGGCUAGGGGUCUCUCAGUUUCCUUCUUUAGUCCUCUUCUUCAAUGGAACCCAAGGUGUUAAACGAACCGUGCUGAGGGGUGAAUGGCUACACAUCAGAUAG
Messenger RNA from Phaedon cochleariae (mustard beetle), 4008 nucleotides. The record is from the annotation of a GenBank genome assembly. NCBI's taxonomy places the organism in Eukaryota, Metazoa, Arthropoda, Insecta, Coleoptera, Chrysomelidae.